Molecule: messenger RNA, 1221 nt
Organism: Austrofundulus limnaeus
Lineage: Eukaryota; Metazoa; Chordata; Actinopteri; Cyprinodontiformes; Rivulidae
Product: lens fiber membrane intrinsic protein
Exons: 5
Coding region: 16-744 (242 amino acids)
Cellular component (GO): plasma membrane
Molecular function (GO): structural constituent of eye lens
Source: RefSeq, a predicted model, not a curated record
UUCAAGUGCAGGCCAAUGGAAGCAAAGGAUUUUGCUUUCAUCAACAAAAAAGACGAGGGGCAACCUUUUGAUGGUAGUAUUGUCUGUGACUCCCCCCCUCCCUCCCAAACUGAGCAACAGCCCUCUCUGUUUUUCCAUCUUUGCCUCUGGAAGGUGGGCAUUAGAGUCGGUGUGUUUCCAGAAACGAGUUGCUCGGCAGCAGCCCCGUUAUCUCAGCUCAAGAUGUACAGCUUCAUGGGAGGGGGCCUGUUUUGUGCCGUGGUGGGAAAUAUUCUGCUGGUGGUCUCCACUGCCACGGACUACUGGAUGCAGUAUCGCCUCUCUGGGAACUACGCCCACCAGGGUCUGUGGAGGUACUGCAUGUCCAACAAGUGCUACAUGCAGACGGACAGCAUAGCUUAUUGGAACGCCACCAGGGCCUUCAUGAUCCUGUCGGGGAUGUCGUGCUUCGCAGGCAUCAUUGCUGGAAUCAUGUCCUUUUCACACUUCUCCUCCUUCGAAAGGUUCAACCGCUCCUUUGCUGCAGGAAUCAUGUUUUUCAUCGCCACUUUCUUUGUUUUGCUGGGCAUGGCUGUCUACACCGGAGUGACGGUCAACUUCCUGGGAAAGCGCUUUGGUGACUGGCGUUUCUCCUGGUCCUACAUCCUGGGCUGGGUGGCCAUGCUCAUGACAUUUUUUGCAGGUAUUUUCUACAUAUGUGCCUACAGAAUGUGUGAGUCCCGGAGGGGAACUGGACCACGUUAACAUCAGACACAUGGUUUACAGACAAGACAGGACACUUUGGAUUCAGAGCAACAAGCAGAAGUCUUCAAGGCAGUCGUGAUCUGAUGAAGAGCUGACCGCCGAUGCAGAAACUGGAGAUCAUGAUGUCACUGGAACACAUUUUUUUUCCUUAUCAUGAUGAAGUUUUAAACUUAAUCUUGUGUCUAAAGAUUGCAAAGGCAACACUGAAAUCCCCCCCCCACCACCACACACACUUUUGUUUUCUUUUCUUUUUUUUUUUUAGAUUAUUGAAGAUUUUUAAAAGGGAGCUUUAAGAGAAGUUCAUCCUCGGUGCUUGAUUUUAUUUUAAUUGCUGCUUUUUGCCAGAAGGUGGCAGCCUUCAACCAGCCAGUGAUAGACUGUACCAAAUCUUUUCCAUGUAGGUAUGAUAGGAAAGUAGAAAUUGCAUUAAGAUGUUAAAUUAAGAAAUAAACAUCUUAAUAAAAAACUAAUUGGGAA